Messenger RNA from Fragaria vesca subsp. vesca, 1731 nucleotides. RefSeq names its product galactose oxidase-like. The record is from RefSeq and is a predicted model, not a curated record. NCBI's taxonomy places the organism in Eukaryota, Viridiplantae, Streptophyta, Magnoliopsida, Rosales, Rosaceae. The transcript has a single exon. The coding region runs from base 1 to 1731 and encodes 576 amino acids.
AUGGCCAUCUUCAAGAACCCCGCCGCUUUCUCCACCGUCUUCUACUACGUCUACGCCACCCUCUUCUCCCUCUUCAUCGCCUCCCCCGACGCCAACUUCAACGACAUGUCGUCCCUUCCGGCGGCCCCAUACGACGGCGGGCAGUGGAUUCUUCUCCACAAGAACAUCGGCGUCUCGGCAAUGCACAUGCAGCUUCUCAAGAACAACAAGGUCGUUCUCUUCGACCGCACCGACAUGGGGCCCUCCAACGCCACGUACCCUGACGGCGCCGUUCAGUGCCGCGGCUACUCCGUCAAGAACCGAACCGUAACGGACUGCACCCCUCACUCUCUCCUAUACGACGUCGCUUCCGACACCUUCCGAGCGUUAGUCGUCAACUCGGACACGUGGUGCUCUUCUGGUGCGGUGGACCCCAACGGAAAUCUCGUCCAGACCGGCGGUUACGGAACCGGCAUUCAGACGAUCAGGACCUUCUCGCCUUGCGACGACGACACGUGUCAGUGGGACGAGAUGGAGACGAAGCUGCUGGCGCAUAGGUGGUACGCGACGAACCAGAUUCUCCCCGACGGCCGCGUCAUCGUCGUCGGCGGGAGGCGGGCUUUCAGCUACGAGUUUUACCCCAAGGCGGACGACAUGUCGUCGAGGCUUUACUACAUGAGGUUCUUGUGGGAGACGGCGGAUCCUUACGAGGAGAAUAAUCUUUACCCGUUCUUGCAUCUUUUACCGGACGGUAAUCUUUUCGUCUUUGCCAACAACCGCUCGGUUCUGUUCAACUACACCAGCAACGCCGUCGUCAAGGAGUUUCCGGCGAUGCGCGGCGGAGUGAAGCGGUCCUACCCGGCGACCGGGUCGUCGGUGCUGCUCCCGCUCAAAAUGGACGCCGUUCUUGACGGGUCGGGUCGACCCGAAGUCGAGGUCUUGAUCUGCGGCGGGUCCUACGGCGGCGCUUACAACAAGUCGAAUCUGAACAGAGUGAAAGUCUACGUCGGCGCGUCGGCCAGCUGCGGCCGGAUCAGGCUCUCGGACCCGGACCCGGAAUGGGCCAUGGAGGAAAUGCCGCGGCCACGUGUCAUGGGGGACAUGCUGCUCUUGCCGAACGGUGACGUCAUCAUCCUCAACGGCGCGGCGAACGGUACGGCGGGGUGGGAGGACGCGAUCAACCCGGUUCUGCACCCGGUGAUGUACAAGACCUACGAACCCGACCCGAGACGCCGGUUUGUGACACUGAACCCGACGACGAUCCCGAGAAUGUACCACUCCUCGUGUCUGCUGCUGCCAGAUGGCAGGAUAUUAGUGGGCGGGAGCAACCCUCAUGAGAUGUACAACUUCCGGCGAGCUUUCCCGACGGAGCUCAGCCUGGAGGCGUAUCUUCCGCCGUACCUGAGCUCCACCGCGGCCCCUCUGCGCCCUACGAUCAUAUCCAUCGAAGCAAGGGAGAAUAUCGUAUCGUACGGCCAGGAAUUCUCCGUCAACUUCGGGUUGUCCGUGUACCGGCCUGACGUGGCGAUAUCGGUGGCGCUCGUCGCGCCGUCGUUUACGACGCAUUCGCUGGCCAUGAAUCAGAGGGUGGUGGUUUUGGAAGUCGCGAGUCUGAAGCGUUUGUCUGUUUUCGAUUACAAGAUCACGGCGCGGGGCCCGCCUUCGUCCACCGUGGCGCCACCUGGGUAUUACAUGGUGUUCAUUGUCCACGCUGGGAUUCCAGGUCAGGCUCUGUGGGUCAAGGUGCAGUGA